GUGUGCAAAUACAGAGUGACCGGCAAAACGAAAGAGUUAGUAUCGUCUAGUCAGUCUCCGGGUGUAGAUAGAAAGAAGUUUUGGUGUUGUACCCCAACGAAGACCAUUCAUUAAAUAUUUUACACUUUUAAGAAUCCUUAGACUGUCAACUUGAAUUAUGUCAGCAACGGCGGGAGGCUAUGUGGUCUAUGAUUGUGACAUUGGCAACGAUGAUGCCUGGGGUUUGCUGAUGUUGAUCAAAGGCGAAAGGCUGUUUCACAAACUCUCAUUGACGGGUCAACAAUUCGAGGGGAUAUCCAGUCGGAGGCCAUACAAAAUAUUGGGUAUAACUUGUGUCCAGGGCAAUACCACUGUUGAUAAUUGUGCCAAAAAUGCUUUGAGGGUAUUGGAAAGUGUCGAUCGUUUGGAUAUACCCGUCUACAAGGGCUGUACAAAUCCCAUUUUACCACGCACUUGGACGAGGGAUCGUUUGUUCCACGGCCAAGAUGGUUUUGGUGAUAUACCCGAUUUACCGGAAGCUUCGAAUGCCAACACUCACAAGGAGCAUGCCGUCAAUAUGAUGUAUUCGUUUGUGUGUCAGUAUCCCAAAAUGGUGGACUUCCUGCUUGUGGGACCUCUUACCAAUUUUGCCAUGUGCAUUAAUAUGUAUGGUUCGGAUUUUUUGGAUAAAGUUGGAAAUAUUUGGAUAAUGGGAGGCAAUUAUAGGGGCAAAGGUAACAUAACAAAAAGUGCAGAAUUCAAUUUUAUGAUGGAUCCUGAGGCGGCACACAUUGUUUUGGAGUCGGUGGAUAAACCCGUAUCCUUAUUGCCAUGGGAGACCUGUAUCGAUGGUGAUAUGAAUUUGGAAAUGGAAUGGCGUCUCAAUGUCCUGGGCAAAGUCGACUCGAAGGCCAUACGCCUCAUGAAUGCAGUUGAAGAAGCUAUACUGGUUAGCAAAGGUUUCGUCCGCUGGAUUGUUUGCGAUGCUGUGUUGGUGGCGGCCUAUUGCUUCCCUCAGCUGGCCAUUACACGUAGCCGUUUGUAUCAUGCCACCGUGGAGCUGACCGGUACUCAUACUCGUGCCCAAAUGGUGCUCGAUCAUUUGAGACGUAAUAAGGAGAAUACUUGCGUUAUUUUAGAAAUUCACAAGCAACAUUAUAAGGAUAUUAUUUCCUGGGCUGGUGGGCUUUACACAGAUAAUGAAAUUAUCGAAGUAAUGAAGGUGUGAGGGAACAUCGCCAGAGGCUAUUAUUAUGUUGUAAGACAAUGCAAUAAAGAAAUAUU
Musca domestica (house fly) is the source of this 1263-nucleotide messenger RNA. Its product is annotated as pyrimidine-specific ribonucleoside hydrolase RihA. Gene Ontology annotation, molecular function: hydrolase activity, hydrolyzing N-glycosyl compounds. The record is from RefSeq and is a predicted model, not a curated record. Lineage: Eukaryota; Metazoa; Arthropoda; Insecta; Diptera; Muscidae. The transcript has 6 exons. Bases 158 to 1207 code for a protein of 349 amino acids.